AUCUCCUUAAUCCUACGCCCGAACAUGAAAAACGUAAACAUAAGCUUAAAAGGCUGGUGCAAAGUCCAAAUUCCUACUUUAUGGACGUAAAAUGUCCAGGUUGUUUUAGCAUCACGACUGUAUUUAGUCACGCUCAGACAGUCGUAUUAUGUGGAUCCUGCGCUAACGUUUUGUGCCAACCAACUGGUGGUCGUGCUCGUUUAACUGAAG
Molecule: messenger RNA, 210 nt
Organism: Racocetra persica
Lineage: Eukaryota; Fungi; Glomeromycota; Glomeromycetes; Diversisporales; Gigasporaceae
Source: the annotation of a GenBank genome assembly